Molecule: messenger RNA, 360 nt
Organism: Durusdinium trenchii
Lineage: Eukaryota; Dinophyceae; Suessiales; Symbiodiniaceae
Source: the annotation of a GenBank genome assembly
AUGAAUCCCGACUUUCUGGACACAGGCGCGAAGAAUGUGGUGCGUUCGCUGGCACUGCUCUUGAGGCAAUGGAACUUGGAAUAUCCCGCGAAUGUGUGCUGUAAGUACCACGCCGCCGUGAGCCUUGUGAUUUUUCUGCUCAACGGAGAGCUGCGUGCCAAGUGCAAGAACGAGUGGAUGCCGAACUCGGGCUGGCAAUGCGACCAUUGCAACAUGUUAUUUCCAGAGGACGUCGAACUUUGCGCCUUUUGUGCCACGGACGACAUUGAACAGGAGGCGGAGGAGCUGCCUCCAGAGUUCCUUGAGCACUUGGCUGACUUGGCAGGAAUCCGUCCACAGACGGCACCGCAAAGCCUGUGA